GUAGACUUUGGCAUUUCGGUAUGAAAAAAGCUCAAGGUACAUAUCGUAAACAUCAGUCAUGUCUAACUUUAUCCUGGGUUUGGACGUGGGUACCACUUCGGUAAAAGCCGUUUUAUUAGACAGAGGAUGUAGAGCUAUAGCUGCCAGUCAGUCUUUACCGACUGUUUCUGAUUUAGCCGACGAUAGCGGGAUAAAGGCGAAAGAGCAGGACACGGGUCGGAUCAUAGACACUGUGAACCGGUGCAUUGGCCUCUUGCCCAGAGACAAACUGCAGCAUGUGUGUUGCAUCGGGCUAACCGGACAGAUGCAUGGAGUUUUAUUCUGGAAACCAAAAAGCGGUUGCGUCUGGUCCAAUAGUGAUUCCUUCACAGCCAAAGACACCAGUCAGCUGAUCACCUGGCAAGAUGGACGUUGCAGCAAUGACUUCCUCUCGUCUCUUCCUAGACCAGACUCUCAUCUCAGCGUUGCCACGGGGUUUGGCUGUGCAACAAUCUUCUGGUACAUGAAACACAAACUCAAAUUCCUUGAGGACUUUACGGUUGCAGGUACCAUCCAGGACUAUGUGGUGUCCAUGCUGUGCGGUUUGGACGGGUGUGUGAUGACACCUCAGAAUGCAGCCAGCUGGGGCUUCUUCAACACGUCAUCCAAUCAGUGGAACGAAAACACUCUGAAGGGUGCUGGCUUCCCUUUGCACCUGCUUCCUAAGUGUGUGCCAUCUGGUAGCUUGGCAGGAAAGACCUGCUCUCAGUGGCACGGCAUCCCUGCUGGCACGCCAGUAGGGGCCGCGCUAGGAGACUUCCAGUGCUCCGUCUACUCCUGCAUGAGCGAACGGACAGAUGCAGUCCUUAACAUAAGCACUUCAGCCCAGCUGACCUACGCCAUGCCAGCUGACUUCAAACCUCCAGAUUCUCCUCAGCUCGCCUCGUCCAUCUCCUACUUCCCUUACUUUGAGUCCACAUACUUGGCUGUUGCAGCAUCGCUCAAUGGAGGGAAUGUGUUGGCAAGUUUUGUGGAGAUGCUGACUUCCUGGAUGAGAGAGCUUGGUGCAGAGCUGAGUGACUCGUGCUUAUACGAAAAGCUGAUUCAUUGUGCCCUGAACCAGGAAACCAGCAACCUGAGGGUGAGUCCUACUAUCUUGGGAGAGAGACAUGACCCUCUCUGCCUGGGCCACGUGACUGGCAUCUCCACCUCCAAUCUCUCCCUGGGUCAUGUGAUCAGGGCUCUCUGCCAAGGAGUCCUGGACAACAUCACCUCGAUGAUGCCCGUAGAGCAUCUGCAGCAGGCAGGGGUCCGCAGGAUUGUGGGCAGUGGGAGCGCGCUCGCUCAGAACGAAGUGCUAAGACAGGAAGUGGAGAAGGCGUUCCCUCUGCAGGUGGUAUACGGACAGAACGCAGACUCUGCUUUGGGCGUGGCAAUGAUUCUCUGUGACCGCCUUUGAAUUGGACUCGCUAUCCAGUUCUGUCUGUUUACAUGACUGAGAAUUUUGCACAUCAACUAAAGCUGACCCUAACAAAUCUUACACAGUUCAUUUUUAUUUUGAAUCUUAAAGCAAAGGCUGUGUUUGACAGGACAGAGAUCCAAUGUUAGCAAUUUUAUAGGACCAAAAGAUGGAAGAUGUUCGUGGAAGCUCAAAGAUUUUACUGUGACUGAACAACUCUCAACAAUAUACUGGGCAUUUCUGAUAUUUGGGCAUUUUGUUGAUAUUUUGUUGCAGUGUAAGUCACAAUCAAAGGACGUCAUCUUUUUCCUAGACCUAGCUGCUCUUUAUUCAUCAGGAAAAAAGUCAGGCCUCUGUCACUUAGCUUUACAGCUGCUUAAUGCAGCAUCAGCAUCAGAGCAUUAAAAGAUAGAGGCAACAAGUUCAAACUUGUUAACUGUAGGUGUCUGAAAUAAAAAAAUGACAUGGAGAGAAAUCACAGUGAGUUGGAAUGCUUUAAAGCUUCUGCAUGAUUUAUGUGCCCUGAGAUGAAGAUGCAAUCAACAUGUCAACACUGAAGCAGAAAACAGCAUGUUGAGGUGCCUUCAUUUUAGGUGUCUGGGACAGAUUCAUUUGUAGUUUCCUGUGCGAUGGGUGUUUCCUUUUCAGUUCCGAUUGAAACAGGUCGAAUCUUUGUAUGUUUGUGGGUUAAGUAUUCCAAAACACUGAUUGAUCAGAAUUCAGUCUGAUCAUGAAGCGCAGAUUACCAGGGUGAUCCACGCUUGGUUUAAAAUCAACCAGUGUCAUAAUAGCAGAAAUCCAAUGGAAUGGAUUCAUUUUUAGCACCUAUUUUUCAUUCAUAUACUGCAGUUUGUCUUGAGAAUGAUGAGAGCCUUGAGUGUUUGUUUCACUGUAGACUCUCACAGUGCCCGUCAACUCCCACUGAGCCUUAUUUUUCUUUUUUAAUCGCACUGUCAGCUUGGCUCACAGGCUCAAAAUGGAGGUAGUAACUAGUAAUGAAUCACUUAACUCAUUGGGCCCAAGUGUAGCUCAUGCAGCCAGUUACUUCUACAAGUAACAGCACUAUAACCACAGCAGAGACACCUAGUGGCUGGGGGUUGUCACACUCUUCCUGGACACCAGCUGAAUCCAAAUCAUUGCUUUUCCGCCCCAUUUACACUAGUCCAUAUAAAAUAGUUUUACUCAGUUACAAUGUCUCAUUUUCAACCACACUCUGUUGUAUCAUGUUCACCAAGUUUACUGCAACAGCCUCCCCAGUCAGUGCUAACUCCACUCUAUAACUCAGAAGACCUGGCGCUUGGAAGAGGCACUUGAAAAGUAGCCUGGAAAAAAUGAAGGAGCUGGAAAGCUACCAGAAAACUGAGUAUAGUCUCAAGAAUAAGUUGCUCUUGACAAAGCACCACAAAACAUCAAAUCCCUGGGUGCUGGUUUAUCUCAGUUGGAUGAGCAGGUAACCAUAUGGCGCAUGGCUGAGAGUGGCCUGCCCAGGUUCGAAUUUGACCCGCGGCCCUUUGCCACAUUUCUCUCUCUCUCUUUCCCAUCAGUCUUCACUGCAUCUGUCUAAUAAAGCAAAAAAAAAAAAAAAUACAUACAUAUAUAUAUAUACAUAAACCCCAUAAGAUCCCUGAUGUGAUGGAUGUCUGAGCCGUAUGAUUGCAAAAACAAAAGCCAGUGAGUGCAUUUGGACAACACAAUGAGUGCAGGAAAUCGAAUGUAUUGUUAUCUGUAAAGUUAUCUGUAAAGACCAGAGGCGCACUAGAGUCAACAUGAGCUUCAGAAUAUUACAGAGCUCAUACUAGGGGCGGUGUCUCUCUCUCUCUGACAGAACUGUAUGAGUUACAUUUCUUAGAGAAAUAUCUCACUGGUCAUUUAAUCCCUUUUUUUCUUGUGAGGUUGAAGCAAUGCUGCACUUUACCUUGUAUGGGCUGAAUUUAUUUUUGUCCAACCAUCUACUUUCCCAGGUAGGCAACAGUUGCCUUAGCAAACUCACAUUUAGCCAAGCUAACUGUCCUGUUUGUCUCACGCAGUCGAUCAGUUUCCGGAUGUGGUGCACAUGUUGUCAUUGUAGAUCACAUCAACAUAUCUUGUCCAGACACGACCAGAUGCCUCAGAUGACAAAGUUGAUGUCGCAUUACACAACUCAAAGCGUAGGAGAAGAGGCCAAAAGGAGUGAUAAAGGCUGACGUGUCACUUGCUCUGUUAGGGGAACUUGCUAGGAACUGUUCAGUACAUCAAGUUUACUGACAAACUGAGCUGAACCCACCCUGUUCACGCAGUCUUCCAUCCAUGGUAGAGGAUAAGCAUCUGGUUUAGUCAACCCACUUUCCAGUGAUUGGUACAGAACCCGGGAAUUGUUGGCUGUAUCCACCAACAAACAGGGAGAAGCCCAGCUUGAAGAUGAAGGUUCACAAUACUACUAUUGAACAUAUACUGAAUUUCCUUCUCCAUCACCUUCUCUUUUCUUUCCCAGAAAGUCUUAAAACGCCAGUGAAUCAGUUGUGCGUCACCCACAUCAAUGCCAUGCUCUGUUAGAUGUGUUUGAGUUUGACAAAUGAAUACUCAUUCAUGAUGACAGACAGCUCUGUGAACGGGCUUCCAAUUUACAGAGGGUCCUUCCUCGGCAGGCUUUCACUGGAUGGGUUUACCCCAUCACCCUCAUGCGCCAGUGAAUCCAUGCUUCCCACUGUGCUGUGGUAUGUCUUCCCCAGUUUUACAGGGCUGGGACACCCUGAUGUAAUGGGGUUUAAGCAGAUUAAUAUGACAAAAAUGAAUUUAAAAAACAAAUAGUUCUACUCUGAAUUUUGAAUGGCAAAGGGACCAUAAGGUGCCCUGAAAUGAGACACCAACAAAUGGCAGCAGAGCUAAAACCUGCUCACCUGGACCGAACUGGUGCACUUUGGCUUUUGGAUAAUUAAGAUGCUUCAUUUCUAUAAUCCAGAACCGGAUUCACAAUCUCAAUGGGGUUCAGGCUGUACCACAGAAUCCUGAAGCAAAGUUAUGGGUCCUGGCACCGUGUGACCAAAUACCAGCUCAUUCAGACUAAACCCAGUAAUGAGUUGAAUUACAUCCCUGGCAGCCAGCAACAAACAGCCAUGGGUCUUUCCCAAACCUGGCCUAACUCACAUUACCCCCACAGCAGAGUCUUCAAGGUUUGAUGGAACCCUUAAAGUGUCCCUUGGCUCUGAAUGUGAUUAUGCCUUACUCAGACUCGUUUCAAAAUUUGAGUAAACAGAUGUGAUGAAAAGUUUGAGGGCUGAACAAUCUGUAUCACCUUUACGAUAGUUGUGGCAGGAACCUAAGGGCUGAAACCCUCAAGCCUAGUGAUACAGCUAGAACCGUCAAUGACACCUGCAACCUUGGAUGUGCCUCCAAGACAACCUUUUUUGACAACACACUAAAAAAAACUCCCCAACAGACCAGAGAGAAUCCACUGUACAUUCCAACAGGGACAGAACAGCAGCUGCACCUUAUACAGACUUACACACACCAGGCACAGGCCCAGCCAAGCUCAAAGCCAGAUGAAUCACAAGCCGAGGACAGCUCAGUGACCAUAACUUUCAGCGAAACAGUAACAUAACUUUUUAUUUACUACAUGUCAGAGUCUCCCAAAGAGCCAGAUUGUGUCCUUAUAAGACCAGAACAUAUAGAAAAUGGCUUUAAAAUGGAAAGCCAAUUGCUCCAACAAUCGAAACUGCAAAAUGACUAGCCCCAUUUGCCCCAGUCUGUCUGACAGGAUACUACAGAACAGAGGGAGACUAGACGAGGUUGUAAUUAGUAGAGAAUCGUUUAUUUUAAGGAAAGCAAGAGCAGCAUGUGUAGAAAGGAGAGAAUUUCUUCUCCAAUCAGCUCCUGCUGAACAAAGCACCUAGUGCCUUGGGGGGUCAUCGCAGCAUCCUUUAACUGACCUGUAAGAGCCAUGGGAAAUCUUCUUUCUGAUGUUUAAUGCUCUUUAUUCACCUCUUCUUGAGAUUCAACCUUAAUUUGACCUUUAACUUAGUAUAUCGUCUACUCAAAAAGUUCAUGGAUGUCCUUUGUUUGUUUUUUUAAUAUUACUUUUCAUACCUUGUUGUCAUUUGGUUUAAGGAGAUACGAUUAUGAUUAUGAAGAUUAAAAGUCAUCAACCAGUUAAAGAGAAAACCUGUUUGUCAAGUCUAUAGCUUCAUAUUUUACUAUAGUCACUUGUGUAAACACAAUUUUUUCCACAGGCACAUAUAGACGUCACAGUCCACUGCGUUAUUAGUGUGUUCACUCACUCAUUAUGUUCCAUUAAGCCACAGUGAUAGUGAUGCUACUAUGCUUGAAAUAAACCGGUGUUAAUAACUGAAUUUGCUCCUGACUGUUGUUGAAUGUGUUAUUCUGCCUGCGUGAGCUCAGACAGGCUAA
This is a messenger RNA of Pelmatolapia mariae (spotted tilapia), 5821 nucleotides long. RefSeq names its product sedoheptulokinase (gene shpk). Gene Ontology annotation, cellular component: cytosol. Gene Ontology annotation, biological process: phosphorylation; cellular response to lipopolysaccharide; glycerol metabolic process. The record is from RefSeq and is a predicted model, not a curated record. The transcript is spliced from 7 exons. Bases 59 to 1438 code for a protein of 459 amino acids. NCBI's taxonomy places the organism in Eukaryota, Metazoa, Chordata, Actinopteri, Cichliformes, Cichlidae. Gene Ontology annotation, molecular function: sedoheptulokinase activity.